AAAUGCGACGUGAACGUGAUUCAAAAAAAAAACUUUCUUGAAUGGAUUUCGGAACCAAAGUGGAAUCGGAACGGUGUCGGAGCUGCGCUCUUGUGUAGCUAAGCAUAAAAUUUUUGUAUUUAAUUCCAGUUAAUUUUCCGUUUGUUUUCGUUUUGUUACGCGCAAACAUAUUUCAGUUUCGUGGGAAUUGCUGGUGAUGGUUUACGUUUAGCGAGCGACCACAGUUCGAGUCUCGCGUGACUUCCCGUUCGCAAUUGGGACUUCGGGGGGCCAACUCGUUGCUGCGUUGUGUCAAAACAAAAAAAAAGAAACAUAAUUUCUGGCUGGCUGGGGAAGCGGCGGAGACUGGCCCACGCACGGUGCACAUCGUCCGUUCAGUGAAUAUUCGACUUGGGAGCGCGUUUUUGUUUAUAUCUCGUCGUGGUUUCUGGUUUGAUUUUGUGUGGAAUCUGCGAGCGCAGACCCGGACAUUUGCGGCGUGCGGAGUGGCGGCCGUGAGGCAGACAGACAGUCGGCGGCUGGCGAAGUACCCUGAGAGCCCGGAGCCCCACCAGCCGGAGACGGUUCGUGACGGGUAAAGAAAUUUUGGACGUGCAUCGCGUAAAACAAAAUGGCAGUUGACUGGGUGUGAAUGAACGGGGACGGCUGGGAACGGAACAGAGGUUGUAUUUUUCGUGGCCGUCGUUGGAUGGUUGUCGUCGAUUUUCCACUGAGAAAACCCAGAAAAUGUGCGAAGAGGUCUAGCCGGAAUAAGAGUGGCGGACGCGGACACGGUAGCGACUUGCCCGGUUUAGUGUGCACCCAUUCAUGUUUCCCAAUAAAUCGUUUUCCGGAUUGUGAUAUCUCCCCCCUUUCCGUAGAAAUCCACUGUGAGGUCCUGCUCCCUAUAAUUUACUCGCCGCGAAGUUUCACGACUUUGCCGUGACUGUGAUCCUUGCGACUGGCAAAAGGGCAUGCAAGACGUAGCCAAAGCUCGAACGGGCCGUGUGACGUGAAGCUAAUUUUUCAGUGUUUGCCGCGGAGUUUCGUUUUCCCCCAAAGUUGUCAGCAGGUGGACGACAGCCAGUUUUCCUCGCAACCAAUUAAAUCGUUCAGUUUGUCGACGACAAAAAGAUUGUUGAGUGGAAUAUCAUCGGAGCUGGCAUUGCGAGCAUUGGAUUGCCGCUGGCUAGCCAAAUGCGAAGAAAAUCCGGAGAGUCUGCAGCCUGGCAUCCGACAGAGGGUCCGCAGCGAGCGCACUGUUGUCAAACUUUGAGUCGUGGAGCCUGAGCUGGUGCGGGGCAUUUUGUGAUUUUGCCAGACGUGUGGGCAUGAAAAACUAAUUGACCGCUUGUCAGCAUAAUUUCCUUCGUGGGCACAUCGGCAGCCUCGAUUAAUUGAGGCACGACAGUCGCAGUCUCGACAAGUGAAGAAUUUCGCUAAGAUUUACGUUGGAUUCGGUGCCGUUUGGAUUAGUUUCGUGAACUGAAAGACAAACGUGAUUUAGCGCUGGCGGUGGAGUGGCGAUGGAACAGCUCAUUGUCACUGUGCAACGUACUGUAGCCUGUGACCCGUCCAAUCGCACCCCCGUCUCCCCAUCGGCCCGGUCGAAUUGAUGUCCUUGCGCCAUUAGCAAACAACCAUGAGCGAUGCGUAUCGAAGUGGCAAUAGAACGAGGAGAAACAUGUCUACCACCGAUUAAAAAACAAACAAAAUGUGCAAAGAUGACAGAUGAGAGCGACGCGACGAUCAUAAAAAAUGGCAUAAAUGGAGCAGUAGCUGGAAUUGGGGGUGGAGGCGGCGGCGGCGGUGGCAGUGUCGGAGUGGUUGCCACCACGGCGACGGCGAUUCACGUUAGCCGCGGAAACGCGAUAAACUUGAGCAGUGGAAGCGGCAGCAGCGCGGGAGGGGCAAGUGCCAACAGUCAGCGGAUGCAAUAUACCAGCGGCGGAUGUCCUUCGGCUGGAAGCGAGUUGAGCCCGGCACAGUCUAAUCAGGAAUCUAGCGCGACGGCGCACGUGAACAGUAGCGGGAAUAGUAAUAGCGUGGAAUCGGUGCGAUCACCAAAUACAGGCUACGGAGGAAGGUUGCAAUUUUUUAAAGAUGGGAAAUUCAUACUUGAAUUAGCUAGAUCGCGAGAAGGUGAGAGGUCAGGAUGGGUUUCUGUUCCCAGAAAAACAUUCUGGCCGCCCUCAGCUUCAACGACGCCAGCAACUAAUUCAACUUAUCCGAAGAACGAAAGUUCUACUUCACUCAGCUCAUUAAUUACAGUUUCAGACGAUAACAGUUCGAUUCAGUCAUCACCGUGGCAACGUGAUCAUUGCUGGAAGCAAGCUACACCUAGACGAAGUAUUUCUAAGGAAAUGUGUAUGUUCUUUAAACGAACUAAGAAGUUCACCUUAUCCUUGGACGGAUAUAAAACUGCUCAACUGAAAAGACGGCGACCACACGAUAAUUCAAUGUGUAAAAUUCCAUUUACAUUGGUGAAGAAUGGUUUCAUUAAAACUGAAUUGAUUGAUUCGGUUGAUAUUAAAACGGAGGUGGAUGAAGCGGAUGGUCAUGAUGACGAUGAAAAGAGAAAGAAAAGUCCCGAGGUAGAUGGUGCUCCCGCGGUAAAGAUGGAAGAUGGCGAUGUCAGCCGAAAGAAGGGUGUGGACCAGGAGCAAGAACGGAGAAAACCGAAAACGCGAGCAAAGCUCAGUACAAUAUUGGAAAAAUUAAUUGAUAGAUUGCCCACCGGUCUCUACUAUUUAUCGAAAGUGAAUCCACCGCCCUCUAGUGGAAUGAUUAAUCACUUCCCUGCCUCGGCUCGUAUAACAGAAUUGCAUAAUCAUCAGCAGCAUGUCUCACCACGUAAAAGAAUACUCAGAGAAUUUGAAAAGGUAUCAUUAGAAGAUAACAGUACAAAGCGUUCUAGGGCAAAAGCGAAUGCUACAAAUGCAUUAGCAACACCUGCCUCCCCGUCAUCGAACUCUUCAAUCUCUCAAAUUGCAAGUUCCACGUCGACGCAAAGGUCGACAUCGUUUUCGAAUAGUAGCAGCACUAAUAACAAUAACAGUCAAGUGUCUAACGGCAACGGUAACAGUGCGACGACAGAUGCCAACUCGAACAGUAAUUCGAAUCGAUUGUACAGCAGUUACAGCAUACAUUCCUUAUUGGGGAACACGACUAGUAAUAGUAAGAAUGAAUCGAACUCCAAGGAUCAUAUGGACUCAUCGUGUUUGCAAAUCAUGCUCACCUCUCCCAAUUCUUCUGAGACGUACUACUCUAACCGAAGCACGUACACGAGCAACAGCAGCAAGCGUAAGUCGCCAAAUUAUAGUGCAACGCCCGAUCCUCAUAAUCGGAGAUCGUCGAGGGAGUCGCCAAAUAAUUACGGGCCUAAUUACCCAUCGGAGUCAAGUCUAAGUCCCGAUCCUGUCAGUCGAUAUAAACAGUCAGGCAAUGCAGGCACUGGCGCGACGAGUUUCCACCCGUAUUUGUCGUCGCCGAAGUAUUCAUCAAAUGCUGCCUCGCCCACUAUGGUGACUGAUGGUUAUAAACAGAAAUCUGGAUACUCGACUGGAUCGCCGAGUCAUUCGCAGGUGCCAGCGAAGAUGCCUACGAGUAGAAGUCCGGUAGUCCCAUCAUAUUCCCAACAGUCGCCGCAUAGUAGUAAAAGCUCGAAUCCGAAUAAUAAUCGGUUUAGGGAGCAAUCCCCAGCAGAAAGUCCGUCGCCGAGCUCGUCGUCUUCGGAUCGGCGUGACGGAACCCCACGAACAGUGCCAAAGAAGACAGUUGCAUUCCGUCAACAAUUCUCUUCGCCAACUUCCUCUCCUAGUGUUGUCCAAACGUCAGCAGCUGAAUCAUCGAACAUUUACAAAAGCCCAUCCGAACAAAAAAGAAAAAGUGCGGUCGUUGACGAUCAACGGACACUCUCGCCUGAAAGUUCUAAACUUUAUCAAUCGGCACUUGAUCAAUUGGAUCCACAACAUCGCACAAAUCUCAUACGAGCAUCUCCCGUUUUACCACAAUCACCUUUCUAUUAUUUACACCAACCUCACGGUUCGCCUGGACCACAUACGAGCCAACCAUCGUACAUUCCUCCAUUACCACCAUAUUAUCCUAUAACGCCGUAUGCAGCAGCCGUUGCAGCUUUACGUAAUCCAUUAUGGAUGCAUUACCAAACUGCUGGUUUAUUACCAGGACCAUCAUCACGAAUACCAUUCCCAUAUAAUGGAGAUAGCGGCUUAGGACCACCACAUCCGCCAACCGCUCCGCCCGGUCUAUCUUCAAUGCAUUUAUCAUCUGGCCCAAUGCCAAUACCAUCAUGGCCAUCAUCAUCUCUCAAUAUGCAAAAUUCAGCGACUGAUGAUCCGGUCUCAUUAGUUAAUGUUAAAGAUGAACACAAUGCAGAUGUUCCACUGAACUUAUCAAAGCACUAGAGAUUUGGAUCACUACUUUUUAACGUUUAUUGUAAGGGUAAAGUAUGUAUAAUUUUGGAGCAAGUAUUGUUCUAAACAUUAAUAUUUUCUAUGAGUAUAUAUUUAUCUCCAAAAAUUCGUGCGAAUUAGAUCCACAAGAUUAAGCGAAGUCGAGUAAAGUGUUUAUUUUAACUAGAGGACAGAAGCAUGUGUGUAAAAUAAAUUAUUUAGAGACGUAAGGUUUUUAAUUAUUACUAUUAUUGCUAUAUCUAUUUUUUGUAGAAAGAAUCUCAGCCGUUAUGGUUUUUUAUAGACUGAAUAUACAAAAGAAAAAAAAAUAUAAAAACUGAAACACGAAAACAUUUUGUAUAAUACGAAAAAAACUAUAUAUAUACAUAUAAAACCUUAUACAUAUGCGACAAGAGAAAAUUCCUCGGUAAUUUAUGUGUCUGAGCAAACAGACAACAUGUGACGCAGAUAAUUGAACAGAACCAUUCGUUCAUACACACACACACGCAGGAUAAAAUAACUAACAAUUAAAUAUAUUCUACACUAAAGUAAUGUGCCUUUUGCAAGGAAACACAAUUAAAUUUAUAUGGACUACGAGUAAGGAGGAAACAAACAAAGAAAUGAAAAAAACUUGAAAUCGAA
Messenger RNA from Hermetia illucens (black soldier fly), 5033 nucleotides. RefSeq names its product protein hairless (gene H). NCBI's taxonomy places the organism in Eukaryota, Metazoa, Arthropoda, Insecta, Diptera, Stratiomyidae. The record is from RefSeq and is a predicted model, not a curated record. The transcript is spliced from 4 exons. Bases 1629 to 4403 code for a protein of 924 amino acids.